AUGGCUCAUUCAUCAGGUUCUACAGGGAACUUAAAAAAUGGAAUUAUUGAUUUCACAGCUGGUUCUUUAGGUGGGGUAGCUGUAGUCUAUGUGGGACAACCACUUGACACAGUUAAAGUAAAGAUGCAGACAUUUCCACACCUUUAUAAAGGAAUGUAUGAUUGUCUAAAACAGACACUACGUAAUGAUGGAGUGUUCCGAGGACUGUACGCAGGCACUACUCCUGCUAUAAUGGCUAAUGUAGCAGAGAACUCAGUACUAUUUGCUGCUUAUGGUUAUUGCCAAAAGUUUGUUUGUCGGCUGAGUGGAGUUGAGAAAGUGGAGGAGUUGUCGGCCCUGGGUAAUGCAUCAGCUGGUUUCCUAGCAGCCUUCUUUUCUUCAUUCACACUAUGCCCCACUGAAUUAAUCAAGUGCCAGCUGCAAGCACUGCGGGAAGUCAAUGUGCAGUCUUCACAAACAGUUGUGAAGAUAUCGCCGUUACAGCUUACACAGCAGAUAUUCAAACAGUAUGGCAUUCAGGGUCUCUUCCGAGGCCUCGUGCCGACUAUUAUGAGAGAGAUGCCAGGCUACUUCUUCUUCUUUGGAGGAUAUGAAGGCACAAGAGAGUUACUAAAGAAACCAGGCCAGAGUAAAGAUGACAUAGGAUUCGUAAAAACAAUGAUAGCCGGAGCAGUGGGCGGACUCGUCCUGUGGACUGUAAUAUUCCCCUCAGAUGUUAUCAAGUCAAGAAUACAAAUAUCGAACAAAAGUCAAAAGUUUUUGACCGUCGGAUAUGAAAUUGUACAGAAAGAAGGUGCUCUGGCGCUAUACAACGGACUUAAACCUACCCUAGUACGAACAAUACCAGCGACAGCCGCUCUUUUCGUAGUCUACGAAUACUCAAAGAAGUGGAUGCACCAGUCUUUCGGAGACUAA
Messenger RNA from Spodoptera littoralis (African cotton leafworm), 915 nucleotides. NCBI's taxonomy places the organism in Eukaryota, Metazoa, Arthropoda, Insecta, Lepidoptera, Noctuidae. The record is from the annotation of a GenBank genome assembly.